This is a messenger RNA of Lates calcarifer (barramundi perch), 1275 nucleotides long. RefSeq names its product nudix hydrolase 21 (gene nudt21). The transcript is spliced from 7 exons. Gene Ontology annotation, cellular component: mRNA cleavage factor complex. The coding region runs from base 177 to 866 and encodes 229 amino acids. Lineage: Eukaryota; Metazoa; Chordata; Actinopteri; Centropomidae. The record is from RefSeq and is a predicted model, not a curated record. Gene Ontology annotation, molecular function: mRNA binding.
GCACUUCACCCGGAAGAGGAGGGCCGUAGGAAACGACGGGGGAGAAAUUGUUGUGGACUGUCCGCAGAAUUAUUGAGAUUUUCCUUUGCUAUUUCGACCAUUCAGUGAGAUUCAAACCAACUACCGCCCGACGCACAUUUGCAAGAGGGUUCUGUCUCGUCGUGUUCACGUUAGAGAUGUCGGUGGUGCCUCCCAGUCGCUCGUCUACCGGUUGGCCGCGCGGUGGUGCCGUUCAGUUUGGGAACAAAUACAUAAGCGGGCCCGCUAAACCACUCACCCUGGAGAGGACCAUCAACCUAUACCCUCUUACCAACUACACAUUUGGCACUAAGGAGCCUCUGUAUGAGAAGGACAGUUCAGUGGCAGCUCGGUUCCAGCGGAUGCGAGAGGAGUUUGAUAAAAUGGGAAUGCGGAGGACAGUGGAGGGUGUCCUCAUUGUCCAUGAACACAGGUUGCCUCAUGUGUUACUUCUGCAGCUGGGUACCACUUUCUUUAAACUGCCUGGUGGAGAGCUGAGUCCAGGAGAGGAUGAGGUGGAGGGUCUGAAACGCCUGAUGACUGAGAUUCUCGGGCGGCAGGACGGGGUGAAGCAGGACUGGGUGAUUGACGACUGUAUUGGCAACUGGUGGCGCCCCAACUUUGAGCCUCCACAGUACCCUUAUAUUCCAGCUCACAUCACCAAGCCUAAGGAGCAUAAGAAGCUGUUCCUGGUCCAGCUGCAGGAAAAAGCUCUGUUUGCUGUCCCCAAGAACUAUAAACUGGUGGCAGCGCCGCUGUUUGAACUGUAUGACAACGCUCCUGGAUAUGGACCAAUCAUUUCCAGUCUACCGCAACUAUUGAGCAGGUUCAACUUCAUCUACAACUAAAGCGGAGUGAACCUGAGUCCACCUGGCUGUCUCUGUGAGUGCAGCCCUGUCUGAGCGAAGCCUCAAGAUGAGAAACAAUGUGGUAAAAAAGACUCAUCUCUGGCUCAGCUGACACAAAAGAAGAGCUUGUCAUGUCAGGUAUAUUGACAGUCCACAGGGGUGUUUAUACUGUUAGAAGAAAAUGAAAAUGUCAUGUGUCUUUUUUUUUUUUUUUUUUUUUAUCUUGAGAAACUGCUAGUUUUUGUAGUGUGGAGUCCCAGUGUGACCAGAAUCUGAUUUUAUGUCUUGUCAGGGGAGGCCAGUGUUUGAUUAAACAAAUUACAACAUUGCGUUUCCUCGUGUUUUAACCUGUAACCAUGCUGUGUUUUUUCUUUUUAAUAAAGCAGUCCUUUGAGUAUGUUUUUAUAAA